Molecule: messenger RNA, 336 nt
Organism: Trametes versicolor FP-101664 SS1
Lineage: Eukaryota; Fungi; Basidiomycota; Agaricomycetes; Polyporales; Polyporaceae
Exons: 2
Coding region: 1-336 (111 amino acids)
Source: RefSeq, a predicted model, not a curated record
AUGCUCGCGCUCGCUCCGCACGUCGCGCGAGCCGGACUCACGGCCUUUAGCGGGGACACCUGCAACGGCCCCGUCGGCGAGGACGUCGCCUGCGACGGCUCAUGCAUCCCGUUCGAAGGGCGGCACUCAUUUCUCGUCGAUGGCGGAUCUGGCAAUCACUGCGUGUCGCUAUUCGUGAACGGAAGCUGCAGCGGCCAGGUGUUCACGUUCCAGAACCAGAACGGCGCGUGCCAGAACGUGAACACGGGCACAGACAUCCAGUCUUUCCUCUGCGCGCCGAGCAACCAGUGUCUGUCUCCCCUGACAUGCGGCGGGGCAUUCGUGCCCACUGAUUAG